Molecule: messenger RNA, 1653 nt
Organism: Colletotrichum godetiae
Lineage: Eukaryota; Fungi; Ascomycota; Sordariomycetes; Glomerellales; Glomerellaceae
Product: asparagine synthase
Exons: 4
Coding region: 1-1653 (550 amino acids)
Molecular function (GO): asparagine synthase (glutamine-hydrolyzing) activity
Source: RefSeq, a predicted model, not a curated record
AUGUGCGGGAUCCACGUCGUCGUUACGCGCGACGGCUUCCAGUCCCUGCCGCAAGACGUCAAGACAUGCCUCUGCAACCGCGGUCCGGAUCAUCUGGGCGAAGCUCGCUGUCAAACAUCAGGCGGUAGCGGUAGCCCUGUAUUCCUGACUCUGACCUCGACGGUUCUGGCUCUGCGCGGUGACCACAUCACCCACCAGCCCUUUCGCGACGCGUCUUCUGGGUCCGUUCUAUGCUGGAACGGCGAGGCCUGGAAGAUUGCAGGGGAACCCGUCCAUGGGAACGAUGGAGAGGCGAUAUUUGCUUUGCUCACCGCGGCCAGUAAGCGCGACGCACCGGAAGAUGCGAUUUUGAAUGUGCUGCGCAGCAUCGAGGGCCCUUUCGCGUUUGUCUACUUCGACGCGACUUCCUCCCGUCUAUUUUAUGGUCGCGACCGCCUUGGUCGACGCUCUUUACUACUCAAUGGAGAGGGAGGAAUCAGACUGUCUAGCAUUGCUGAAAGCACAUCAUCUUCGUGGGCAGAGGUGGAAGCAGAUGGCAUCUACGUUGUAGACUUGGCAUCUUGGGACGGUGAGUCUCUGGGCUCAAAUUCGCCUCGCUCUUGGACGCCAGGUGAGACCGAGACGGUCCUCAACAUUGGAGUCUUCAACAUGUUGCUCCCGCCAUCAGAUGUUCAGUCACUCUCAGCAGUGUCACCAUCAGUACAAGCAGUCAGGCAGCAAAUGACCGAGUCGCUCAAGUUACGCGUCUUGAACGUUCCUGAACCCCCAGCCCAUGAUGCUGGCAACGACACGCGAGUAGCUGUCUUGUUCUCCGGCGGGCUGGACUGCACGAUCCUGGCGCGGAUGGCUAGCGACCUGGUCCUACCUGAUCAAGGCAUCGACCUGAUCAAUGUGGCCUUUGAGAACCCUCGCUUAGCAGCGAAGGCUGACAACUCUCUUGGUGCGCCAAGUCUCUACGAGGCUUGUCCAGAUAGAAUCACGGGAAGGAAGUCCUUUGCCGAGCUGACUGCAGUCUGUCCUACUCGUAGCUGGAGGUUCAUUGCCGUGGAUGUUCCAUACCAAGAAGUACUCGCGCAUCGGGGCCAAGUGAUCUCUUUGAUGUAUCCCCAUAAUACCGAGAUGGAUCUCUCCAUCGCUUGCGCCCUCUACUUUGCCGCCCGCGGCAUCGGCAUGUCACAGAGUAGCCCGUCAGACUCCGCUGUCCAGUACGCUACGCCGGCGCGAGUGCUUCUCUCUGGCCUCGGGGCAGACGAACUCUUUGGCGGCUAUGUACGGCAUACCACCGCCUUCUCGAGGAGAGGCUACCCGGGCCUUCUCGAGGAACUUAAGCUAGACGUCAGCAGACUUGGGAAGCGGAACCUGGGCCGCGACGACAGAGCCAUGUCCCACUGGAGUCGCGAGGUUCGAUUUCCGUUCCUCGACGAGCAGUUUGUCAAGUGGGCCAUCGAAUGCCCGGUCUGGGAGAAGUGCGACUUUGCCUUCUCCGAGGCAGAGUCAGGAGUUGAUCCUGAGAAGAGGGCGCUGAGGCUUCUUGCUAAGGACCUUGGCAUGGGCGCAGUCGCCCAGGAGAAGAAGAGAGCGAUCCAAUUUGGCUCGAGGACAGCAAAGAUGGAGAGCGGAAAGACCAAAGGCACAACACUCAUUGCUCCAUGA